Molecule: messenger RNA, 1036 nt
Organism: Dermacentor silvarum
Lineage: Eukaryota; Metazoa; Arthropoda; Arachnida; Ixodida; Ixodidae
Exons: 2
Coding region: 248-1036 (262 amino acids)
Source: RefSeq, a predicted model, not a curated record
CAGCAGCAUCGGCGUCGCAUGAGAAUUACGUAGACGCUCGCGUCUACACGAGGCACGAGCGGCUGGCACGCACCGGCACAGGCUAGCGUUCCGACACAGAUUAAAAAUGCUACGCUAAAAGAUCGGGUGUCGGUUUUUCCUCUCCCGCGAGAGCCCUGAGACUUUACCGGUCUACGUGGUCGCUCUUUGCCACAGUUUGGUGACCUCGGACGUGAUACUGCCAUACGCUCCUGUGGUAGAGACGACCAUGGACCAGACCAACGCUACGAGAGCUCAAGGCCAGAACCCUUUCGACGAACACGGUGAGCCCUCCUGUUCGGCCAUCGCCGUCCGCCUCCCACAGUACUGGGACCAGCAUCCCUCGGCGUGCUUUCUUCAAGCCGAAUCGCAAUUUCAAGUCGCUGGUAUCCGCUCUCAAGCCUCAAAGUUUCAUUACGCCGUUGCAGCGCUCUCGCCCGCCGCCAUUGACGAAGUAGCAGAUUUGUUGAACGUCCCAUUGUCUACCGCCGCCUAUGAAGAUCUCAAGGCCGCCCUGCUACAGCGCACAGCAGCUUCACAGCGUUCUCGCAUCCAGCAGCUUCUGUUCGCUGAAAAACUCGGCGACCGACGCCCUAGUCAACUUCUUCGCCGAAUGAGGCAGCUGCUCGGAGACAACGCGAGAUCCAUCGAUGACACGCUGUUGCGCGAAUUGUUUUUGCAACGACUGCCGGCUAACGUACAGAUGGUCCUGGCGACAGCCUCUACCAUGGAUCUUACCGGACUUGCCACUUUGGCCGACAAAGUCAUGGAAGGAGCCACCCCAACCAUCGCAGCCACGACAUCGUCUCCGGGUGACAAUACAACCGCCCUGCAAACCCUUCCCUGCUCUUCGGCAGUGCAAUCUGCGCUCGACUCCUUGUGUGUGCGCCUGGAACGCAUCAUCUGUGGAGCGGAACAUCGCCGCACGUCAUCUCGACGCCCACGCAGCCGCAUUUCCACUGUUCUCAUGCUUAAAAAAAUUCCAAACAGAACCAGUCUUGGGUUGACAUCUUCGUAA